GAAGUAAAUUCUCUCAAACAAAACCCUCUUUCAGUUGUUCGGCUUCAGUGCUUCACUAACCGCUUUCUCUCUUUCAAUGGCUUCUGAAAACCAACCAAAAACCGCAAACACCAAUGACCCCAAAAAACGCAAACGUUGUUACUUACCUCACAACAAAGCAGUGAAGAAGAAGGGGCCAAGCCCUUUAAGACCAGGAAUUCAAGGCUUCUUCAUAACCUGUGAUGGUGGAAGGGAACACCAAGCUUCUCAUGAAGCUAUCAAUGUCAUUGAUACUAUUUUAGAAGAGCUGAUCGAUGGUAAGGAUUCAAGGGCUAAUAUAACAGUGAUACCAGAGAAACCUGCAAACAAAAAAAUAAAGUUUUCAUACUCUGACUCUUCUGAUAAUGAAGAAGAUGAUGACAAUGUUGACGAGAAUGGAGCCGAGAACCAGUCUGAAAAAGUUGCAGAAGAGGUUGCUAACAAUGGAAGUACCCUGGAAGAAAAUACUGAUCCUGCUAAGAAGGAUGAUAAGUUGCCUGAGGUUGGAUCAGGACAAGUUGCUGAUGGUUGUGAGGAAGUUGAUAAACAAGCUGAUGACAAAAGCAAGGAGAAUGAGGAACCAAUCGAAAAGAAACAGUGCAGUGAUACCAAAAAGUUAGAAAGCAUAAAUCAUACCGCAGAGCUAUCUGUUGAUAAGUUGAUAGAAGCUGAACUUAAGGAAUUAGGAGAUAAGAGCAAGCGGCGUUUCUCAAAGAUUGAUACCGGCUGUAAUGGUGUUGUCUUUGUACUUAUGCGGAGAAGGGAUGGAGACCCUAGCCCUGGAGAACUUGUACAGCAUAUGAUGGAAUCUGCUUCAGCUACAAAAAAGCAUAUGUCAAGGUUUCUUCUGAGAGUGCUACCCGUAGAGCUUUCAUGUUAUGCAUCUGAAGAGGAAAUAUCAAAAGCUAUUAAGCCAGUUAUUGAACAAUACUUCCCUGUCACCGCUGAAGCACCGAUUAAGUUUGCUGUUCAAUAUGAUGCCCGUGCCAAUUCUGGCAUCGAGAGGAUGAAGAUAAUAGAUGCGGUUGCCAAAGCUGUUCCUGAACCACAUAAAGUAGAUCUCAAAAAUCCACAGAAGACUAUUAUUGUCCAAAUUGUUAAGACUGUGUGCUUGGUUGGUAUUGUGGAGAAGUACAAAGAGUUGGCGAAGUUUAAUUUGAGGCAGCUCACAUCAUGAUAGCCAGGUUUAAGUAAGGCUUGCUCGAGAUUCAACUUGGACAAUAAGAACAAGAACGUCAAUAGUGACAACAAGAAUAUGGCCCCAGAUCAAGACACACAACAAGAAUAUGGCCUCAGAUCAAGACACUCUUUUUGGGCAUCUUGAUGAUAGUACACAGUUACACACUCAUAAUGUUGUAUACUAGUGGCUCAUUCUUUUUCUCUAAACCCCCUAUUUGCCUCAUAUUGUGUGUUUGUUGAGCUAGUGAAUUCAAGUCUUCAACUAAAUAAACAAAUCUGUUUCAGCUUAAAUUUUUAACUCUAGUCUGUUGAACUUUAGUGAUUGUUACAUUAGUCUUUGUUGAAGUUGGAUUUAUACUAAAAGAACUUAGAAUUAUGUCAUAUGUGCACUUACA
Molecule: messenger RNA, 1592 nt
Organism: Chenopodium quinoa (quinoa)
Lineage: Eukaryota; Viridiplantae; Streptophyta; Magnoliopsida; Caryophyllales; Amaranthaceae
Product: THUMP domain-containing protein 1 homolog
Exons: 7
Coding region: 77-1195 (372 amino acids)
Biological process (GO): tRNA modification
Molecular function (GO): RNA binding
Source: RefSeq, a predicted model, not a curated record